Messenger RNA from Anastrepha obliqua, 1213 nucleotides. RefSeq lists its product as uncharacterized. The record is from RefSeq and is a predicted model, not a curated record. The coding region runs from base 429 to 752 and encodes 107 amino acids. Lineage: Eukaryota; Metazoa; Arthropoda; Insecta; Diptera; Tephritidae. The transcript has 2 exons.
CCAGAAUAAACAGCUAAAUAUAUUAUACAAAAGCACAACAGGAGAAAAUAUUUCACGUUCUCAUACACUAUCUGUUUAGAUUAGUUGUUGUUUUUGCUUGUUGUAGCAGCAAAAACAGUCCACAUACAUGUACGAGGAGUGCUGCUGGAGUGACAGCCCUUGACUGGAUAUAUAGUAAAUCUAAGUCGUUCCGGUAACGUAGAACCGACUGUCGGAGGCACGUAUUUAGAUUAGUUGUUGUUGUUGUUAUAGCAGCAUAAACAUUCCACAUACUUAUAUACGGUCAAUGCUGCUGGAGUGACAGUCCUUGGCCGGAUAUAAAUCCGGGUCGUUUCGGUAACGUAGAACCGACUGUCGUGGAAACGUAUUUAGAUUAGUAAAAAAACUUGCUUCAAAAUUUCAGACUUCACGGCAAAAACUACACGAAUAUGAUUUUCCAACUACAAGUGUCACGGUUUCUGUACGCAAAUGAUUCCAAAUGGAAUAUUGUAAUAAUAAUCAGACUACAAAUAUUUGAGUGGAUAAAAACUGGAAGUCACAAUAAGCAGCAGAUAGUAAUAGCUGCUACAGACGCUCAACAUGCAUGUCCAGCAGAUUAUAUGUGUGCGUGUCGGGUGCAUGACGCUAAUAGCUCCUGGUGCGGCUCAAGCAUGCUUGUUCUGCAGCUUAUGUGUGUGCGUGUCGGGUGCUUGACGCUAAUAUCUAAAAUUUUUGAUUUUCAUUAUGCAAAAGCCGACAACAAGUAUGUGUGACACGAAGCAAGUACGAGUGUCACCCAACACGCACACAUUUAAGCCUGCUGGACAUGCAUGCUUGAGCGUCACCAGCGGCUGUAAUAUCUAAAAUUUUGGAUUUUCAUCAUGCAAAAGCCGACAACAAGUAUGUGAGUCACGAAGCAAGUACGUGUGUCACCCAGAAGAAGAUAAGAUAAGAAAUACAAAUAAGAAGCACAAAGCGUAUCGCCAGUACAGGAGACGUUCUCUGCAGGAGACAAAUUGCCUUCUCCCUUCCGCGGCCGUCCCUCACCAUGGAACAAAAUGUUUCCACUCCAAAUGUUUCCGUUUGUAAAUGGGCACAAAGACGGGGUUAAGUUCAAGAAUGAUAGAAAGAAGAUUGCGCCCAUCAGAGCGUAAGUGACGUCACGUUUGCUGAGUUGUGCAGUAUUGCCAACCAUUUGCUCUUCGCAAUAAAUUUAGUGCUUUUUUAUACCGAA